UUUUUAAAGUUAGCUAAAGCAAUUUGACCGCAGCUACAGAAGAAACAGACGUACCUGUUGCUUUUUAAAUCUGACUUUUUUCCUCGAUAGUAACAUGGGCGGAGAGUGUUUGUGCAUUUCAUUGACCUGCAGACCUGCAGUCUGGUCACUUUUAAUUAUUCUGGCUACAAUCCCCAGUAUACUGCACUGCUCAGAGGGUCAACCUGCUGAUGAUGAUGGAAAAAUGUAUUCACGAGGCAACCACUGGGCUGUAGGUCAUCUGAUGGGGAAAAAAAGCACCGAUAGCCUGUCUGAGCUGCAGGGGAUAAACAGCAACUACGACACACCCUCAGAAGCAGCUGGGGUCACAUUGAUGGAGCGAUAUGAGCGCCUGAUGGAGGCUCUGAAGCAACAAAAGGAGAGGACAGUCGUGGACAGACUGCUUCGACAGCACAGCAGCUGGAGAGAAGAAGACAGAGACAAAUAUCUCAGAGAGAUGUCAAACCUGCUUCUAUAGGCUCUGAAACUGCAAGAAAAUGACUCGACCUGAUGAAUUAACUUCAAUCAAAUGUUCCCUGUUACCACAUAUCCACAGUUUAUUUUGU
Cheilinus undulatus (humphead wrasse) is the source of this 584-nucleotide messenger RNA. RefSeq names its product gastrin-releasing peptide. The record is from RefSeq and is a predicted model, not a curated record. The coding region runs from base 95 to 496 and encodes 133 amino acids. Gene Ontology annotation, molecular function: neuropeptide hormone activity. Gene Ontology annotation, biological process: neuropeptide signaling pathway. NCBI's taxonomy places the organism in Eukaryota, Metazoa, Chordata, Actinopteri, Labriformes, Labridae. The transcript has 3 exons.